This is a messenger RNA of Anopheles coustani, 965 nucleotides long. It is a transcript of the gene rtv, whose product is annotated as protein quiver. NCBI's taxonomy places the organism in Eukaryota, Metazoa, Arthropoda, Insecta, Diptera, Culicidae. The transcript is spliced from 3 exons. The coding region runs from base 158 to 628 and encodes 156 amino acids. Gene Ontology annotation, biological process: positive regulation of voltage-gated potassium channel activity; sleep; regulation of synaptic transmission, cholinergic. The record is from RefSeq and is a predicted model, not a curated record.
CUGAAUCAGUUGUUCAGUGUAUGUAAAAUGCGUGUACGUUGCACGAGCGUUUCUUUCCAGUUAUUACACCCUCGGUGAAUCGAUUUAGAAGUUUACAAUUCGUCACUAAUUCAAAAAUCAGUUCCCCAUCUUUCGUUGAUCAUUUGUUUCAUGCAUAAUGAAGAUCGCAUCGUUGGAAAACUAUUUUACUUUGUUGACAACAAUCAUAAUAAUGAGCCAUGUCACAAUAACGAGUGCUUUACUUAAGCGAUGCUACCAAUGCCGUUCCCGAAGCGAACUCGGGAGUUGCAAAGACCCAUUCUUAUUUAAUGCAACUCAGGUAGAAAACGAACGUGGUGUUUCCGCCGUUCCUUGUGCAUCCGGUUGGUGCGGUAAAGUCAUCGAGGGAAUGGGUUCUUUCAGAGAAGAUGACUACGAUAUGGCUACCCAGCGAAUGUGUGUGCAAAGAGGACCUUCGGAUUCGGAAGAUCGUUGCGCAUAUACUGUGUACAAUCACAAGAAGGUGUACAUGUGUUUUUGUCAAGGAGAUCUCUGUAAUGGUUCCGACAGGCUUCACGGCGGACGCAAAUGGAUAACAUUAACUAACGCAUCGCUAAUCUCUCUAGUGCUCUUGAGGUGGCUAGUGUAAAGAAAAAGGUUUAAUACAAGAUUUCAAUCAGCUGUUGGUAGGACCUAACGUUCACUAUCGGUUAGGAGUGUAUGGGAUUCCUCAGAUUCCAUUUAUGAUGAAAGUGUAUUUAUGAUGAAAGUAUCUAGUAUCGUAAUUAUUGACUCAGAUAUGUUAUUCCCAUUCCGUCCUAAAUCAUUCCAAAUGGUUUGAUAGCUCUAUUCAUGAUGCAAUACAUAAUAAUAGUUUUAAAAUUGUUGGUGAAUUGACGGAUGUUUUUCGAUGUUUUAUAUUUAUUGAAAAUCGUUCUUGUAAUCGCAAUAAAAACUUUAAUAUGAAAUUUGGUUUCUGCAUCUAC